AUGACAUGUCCUGAUCUUUGGACUUUCGCCUCUCUUCCAUCAUAUCUAAAAUCUCGAGAGUUGCCUACAACCGUUCAAUAUGUGAAGAAUAAAUCCAACUCAAGUUUCCCUUAUAACGAUAUGAAAACCGACGCCAGUAGCCUCUUAACAAAUGAUGAUAGAAGUGACAGUAAUUUGAAUCCAGAUAUAACUUCCACUACCAAUGUGAACACUGGAGGACAACGUUUUGUAUGUAUCAUUUCCAAGAAACCAUUGUCAACCAAUAAUUAUCGUUUAGUAAAACAUAUGAGGAUACACACUGAGGAAAAACCAUUUGAAUGUGAAAUGUGCGCUAAGCAGUUUUCAACGAAACAAAUGUUAAAUACACAUAUGAGAGUGCAUACUGAUGAAAAACCAUUUGAAUAUGAAAUUUGCAGCAAACAGUUUUCAAUCAAGUCUAAUUUAACAGUACAUAAGCAAUUGCAUACUGGUGAAAAACCAUUUGUAUGUGAAAUUUGCAUCAAACAAUGUUCAACAAAGGAUCAUUUAAAAACACACAUGAGAGUACAUUCGACCAAAGAAUUUAAAUCACAUAUAACAGUGCGUACCGGUGAAACCCCAUUUAAAUGUGAAAUAUGCACCAAACAGUUUUCAACAAAGGCUUACUAA
This is a messenger RNA of Diabrotica virgifera virgifera (western corn rootworm), 648 nucleotides long. RefSeq names its product zinc finger protein 260-like. The record is from RefSeq and is a predicted model, not a curated record. Bases 1 to 648 code for a protein of 215 amino acids. Gene Ontology annotation, cellular component: nucleus. The transcript is spliced from 3 exons. Lineage: Eukaryota; Metazoa; Arthropoda; Insecta; Coleoptera; Chrysomelidae.